Messenger RNA from Peromyscus californicus insignis, 2673 nucleotides. RefSeq names its product tRNA-histidine guanylyltransferase 1 like (gene Thg1l). The record is from RefSeq and is a predicted model, not a curated record. Gene Ontology annotation, molecular function: tRNA guanylyltransferase activity; magnesium ion binding. Gene Ontology annotation, biological process: tRNA modification. Lineage: Eukaryota; Metazoa; Chordata; Mammalia; Rodentia; Cricetidae.
AUGUGAAGACAGGAGAGUCGAGAGAGAAGCCUCCACCGUGGCUAGAGCGGCUCCGUCAGCGACAGGAACUUCCGGGGUGGGGCCCGACCAGUGCUUGCCCAUGGGGAAUGUGGCCUUUCAACGCUGCUGAGAUCGGCAGUCGCUUGGCCGCUACUUCCGUUACUUUGAGACGGUUCCUGAGGUUGGGGGUGACCAUGGCCAAGAGCAAGUUUGAGUACGUGCGGGAUUUUGAGGCUGACGAUACCUGCUUGCCACACUGCUGGGUUGUGGUGCGGCUGGACGGCCGGAAUUUCCACCGGUUUGCUGAGAAACACAACUUUACAAAACCUAAUGACAGUCGAGCUCUCAAUCUGAUGACCAAAUGUGCCCAGACAGUAAUGGAGGAGCUGGAGGACAUUGUGAUUGCAUAUGGACAGAGUGAUGAGUACAGCUUUGUGUUCAGGCAGAAAAGCAAUUGGUUUAAAAGAAGAGCCAGUAAGUUCAUGACUCUCGUGGCCUCCCAGUUCGCCUCCAGUUACGUGUUUUAUUGGCCGGAUUACUUUGAGGACCAGCCCCUUCUGUAUCCCCCAGGAUUUGAUGGAAGAGUCGUGUUGUAUCCUAGCAACCAGACCUUGAAGGACUACCUCAGUUGGCGGCAGGCAGACUGUCACAUCAAUAAUCUUUAUAAUACAGUUUUCUGGGCCCUUAUCCAGCAGUCUGGACUAACACCAGUCCAAGCCCAGGAGAGAUUAAAGGGAACUGUGACAGCAGACAAGAAUGAGAUCCUGUUCUCUGAGUUCCACAUCAACUACAAUGAUGAGCCGCAGAUGUACAGGAAAGGGACAGUGUUGGUGUGGCAGAAGGUGGAUGAAGUCAAGACACAAGAAAUUAGGCUACCAGAAGAAAUGGAAGGGAAAAAGAUGACCAUAACACGGACCAGAACCAGGCCGCUGCCCUUGUACUGCGACCUCAUUGGGGAUGCUUUCUGGAAGGAACACCCAGACAUUCUGGAGGAAGGGAACUGACCCUGCACCCUGCAGUUCUUCUGUGCUCAGCCAUGCAGGGCUCCCUGAGUCUCCUCUCCUUAGGUGGCUCGAGCAUUCCUAGCCCCAAGAACACUGGAAGGAGUGAUGUGGCUGGAGCUGGGUGGAGACAGAGAAAGAAGCAAUGGACGGGGGCGGUAUAUCUUACUGUGCUGAAGCAGAAUACCUUUUUUUUUUUUUUUUUUACGGUGUUAGAACAUGACUUCUUUGGCUCUUUUCAAAAUCAUGAUCCUAUUUUUAUAAAGGAACUAUUCAUGCUUUGCUGGCGGAGUCAUUUUUAGCUGUGGCAUAAGCCUUAUAAAAACCUGUCGUCUCUUUUCACCCCUGAUAGAAGAGGAGCCCAAACUUUACCCUCACCCACCUUUCUUAACUAGAGAACGUGGUGACUGAAAAUUCCACUUCUGACAGCCGUGUACUUGCGCUCAUCUUUGGCAUGAAGUUAAAUAUGGGUGCCUGCCUGCACGAUGCCUCCAGAUUGAGGAAUCCCAGGGAACACUUGAGGCUUUGUGCCAGUUCCUCGGGGUGGCAGCUGCAGCCGAACAAAUGAGGGGUGGUUUGGGUGUCCUGCACCAUUCCAGAAUUGAUUUUUCUGCAACUGUUAGCAUGAUCAUCAUCAUCUCUGACCAGGGACAUAGUUUCCAGUCACUUAACUCUUCUGAAGAAAAGGUAUUUUAGGGAGCUAUAUGUGUGUGUAUGAAUGAGGAUGGAGAAACAGCUACUCCAUGGACACUGGAAGUACUUCAGUUGGAAAAGCUGACUUCGGCUUAGACUUCUGGGCAAGCAUUUCCAAAUAGCCUCCAUGUAGUCAGAACUGUAACAUUUGAAUUCAGGAGCACCAGGAGGCCUGAUACUGUGGUUUAGCCUAAUCCCAGUUCUCAGGAGGUUGAGGCAGGAAGAGUAAAUGUUUGAAGCCAAGCUGGACUACAUGGCAAGACUGUAAAAAGGUGGAGUUGGGGUUGGGGGCUCUACUGAUUUCAGAGUUGGUUUUUUUUUUUUUUUCAAGACAGGGUUUUUCUGUGUAGCCUUGGAAUUUCAGAGGUUUUAAAAUAGCCCCUCCUGCCAGUCGGUGGUGGUGGUGCACACCUUUAAUCCCAGCACUCGGGAGGCAGAGGCAGGCGGAUCUCUAUGAGUUCAAGGCCAGCCUGGUCUCCAAAGCGAGUUCCAGGAAAGGCGCAAAGCUACACAGAGAAACCCUGUCUCAAAAAAAAAAAACUAAAAAAAAAAAAAAAAAAAGCCCUUCCUCCUGCUAAUGGUGGGAUGGAGUCGGCAAGGGGACAGAGAGUAGUAAUGGAAAUCAUUUGUUGCCGAGGUGUGUUGGAUUCAAUAGGAAAGUCACGUUUCCUCUUGACCUUGUUUUAUAUUUUAAAGGAAAAAGAUUAUUUGCCCCCACCAGGAAUUAAUUAAAAGACAGCCCAUGUCCUGCUUCCUGGUCUGGAUUGCAGAAUUUACAGCCAAGAAAAUGUAUUUUUGAAAGUGCAGCGUCUGGCCUCAUCCCUCACUAAUUGACACCCCAUCUGCUGAUGCCAUUUUUUUCCUUCCUGUUCUCCCCACUCCCCAGGAAGAAGCAAGAGAGCUCAUGUUUGGUAACUGCUAAAAUCUUUUUAAGGGGAAAAAAAGUAUAAUAAAGAUUUCAACUCCUUGGCCUACUUAA